CCGACCCGUCAGCCUCUCUGGGCUGACUCCUUCCGAGAAGUCUUCACACCCGCUGUGUUCACCUCUCUUCAUCCCCUCCCUCCAUCUCGUUUGCCCAACGCGUGCAUCGUAGCAAGUCAUUCUCGCCACUAUGGUCAGUCCCAGCCAACGGAGCACUGUGGCGUCUGCCCCGAAGUCGCCCACCAUCAAACCUACGAAGCCUACGAGUUCGUCGGCCCCUGCCGCAACAUCGACCAAGCGGACGUCCACAACCAUAACCCCUAUCCCACGCACCCGCCCGCCAUCAGAGAUCCAGAAACAGACCUCCCUCCCACCGAUCAAGAAGACGUCCCCUGUCAGCGUACCAGGCCGCGCUCGAUCGUCCACCGUCACUGUCAGCACCACAAGUAAGAUGUCAUCGGUACCAGGCAAGCCAGCUGUCAGUCAAUCACUGCCUGCUCAGCGUACUGUGGCGCGUGCCUCUCGCCCUGUAAUCUCGAACAACACGACGGCUAAUCAGGACAGGGAAGACCGUCUAUCUCGCCUGACCCGCCCGACGCGGUCGUCUUCCCAGAAGACCGUGGACGCCGGCUCCCGCCCCUCACCGAAACGUCCUCCCGGCGUACCGAGGGUUGCAGGUACCACCAGCACCGAUGCUGGCAAGAGGCCGCGUUCUGGCUCUGUCAUCUCGGCGAAGUCUCCCCCUAAGACCGCGAGAGCUCCCGAUCGCGCUGGUACUAGGUAUGGGAACAGCAUCCCGAGGCCUGCGGCGUGCAAGAACGCUGCUUUGCUAUCAGCGACGACUAAGGUUUCUGUGUCAUCGAAGCCUGUCGAUCUCGUGGAGGCGACUGAGGUCUCUGCAAGCGAAGCUCAGCAGAAUGAAGCUGUCGACAUCGAACCAGACGUGCCCGAUGUCGACACGAGCGCGCCCAUCGCUUCGGUCCCACCUAUUGAUUCUGCAAGUGGUGCCCAGGUUGAGGGACCUCCCGUUAGCGAUGUCAUCUUGGAGGCAGCUGCAACGGACGCCGUCGAAGGAGCCAACGACACCGGCAGCAAAGACGUGUCCGACAAUCACGAGGCUAGUGUCGAGAUUGCUACUAGCGCGCCUGGCGAGGUGGACGGUCAGAGCGACGGCAAGUCUGCGAAGAUCCCUGACAACAAUGCACCUGAGGAUAACUGCGAGGCGAGAAGCAAUGAGAGUGACGAACUCGGCGGCGAACGGUGUGUCGUCGACGACAAAGAUACCAGUGUCGGACAUCACACAGAAGAAAAGAUCGUUGCCGAUGACCAACGACAAAUCGAGGACAAGAACGAGGAACGCAAUGGCAUCAUUGCGGACGACUCGAGCGGGAAGAACGAUAAUGACGGGACGCCUUCACCAGAGAGUGAGAGCAAGGAUGACGUACCAGCGGUCGAUUCACUCUCGGAUGUGAUUCAGUACUAUUCGUCUGAAUCAAGUAGCGAAGAUGGAGCUACCAGUGAGGACAGCGAGACCACUCCUUCCGAUUCUACCUCCUUCGGCUCCCUCGUGGGGGCUUACUCUGGCUUAUCCGACUCGGAGGAUGAUGUCCCAUCGGCCAACGACAUGGUAGCAGCUUCCGAGUCCUCUUUGAGUUCUCUCUUGGAAGCAUACUCUGGGUCCUCAAGUGAGAGCGAGACUUCCACAGACGAUAGAAUGACUACGCCGACCGAUAAUGCCCCCUCUUCGGCGCCCACGGACGAGAGCAUCGACACAUGCGCCACAUCCCCGCCGGCGAGCCCCAUCCCUGACAAGCUUACCUUCCAUCCGAGCCACCACCCAGAAGGUUUUCUGCGCAUCCCCGUAUGGUCUUACGAAUCGCGUUUGUCCAGGCGCACCAGCUCUUCCCAUAGCAAGCCGAACAUCCUCUCCGUGAAGCCGUUGCGCGUCGCACCGAAGCCGCCGAUCGCCAACAAGUCAGCUCAAGGAUGUAUUUCUGCUACGGGUGUGUUCUCUACACCGGGUAGCAGCCCAUGGCGAGAGGAUGUCAAGCGAGCAGAAAGCACGAAGCUCAAGGACGUUCGCCGGGCCUCGAACAGAAGAAGUGUCGCACCGACGCCCGUCGCAUUGGACAUUACAUCCCUGCUCCGGGAACUGGAGGAGGAUGAGAUGCCAGAACCUCCACGAGGGCCGGUUUCCGACAACGCGACCCAAGCCUCCGAGUCUGCUCCAGCCAAAAGGGCAGCAGGAGACCCGCUCGACGAAGACUUUUGUCAGGACCCAUUCCUAGAAUCACUGCGGUGGCUAUACACGAGUCGUAUCCAGCUUUGGCGUUCAGAAGUUAUCGACGAUGAAGACGACGACGAUGACGACGAGGAGCAGGCUGUUGAUGAAGAUUUCGAUACUAUCGCCUCUAGGAUGGCAGCCCGUGUUGCUGCGUGGAGACCCACCGACGAGGUUACCCCGGCUGUCAAGGAACUCCGAGACUCGUUCGUUCAGUUGCAGGCUAUGGUUUCUGAGAUCGAACAGGACCAAGGUUCUUUGCAAGGAGGUCCUCCCGCGCCGGCCUCAGAUAACGAUGUCAAGGGCACGGUGACACGCACUACAAGCGUUGACGGAGAAGUACAAUCCAUGUCCGGGGGCGAUAUACCCGUUGUUGCGCUGCUGGAAGAAGCAAACAAGCAGGUGCACAAGGAAGUUAUUGAAGCACCGCGCCUUACCGCCGCAGAGAAGGGCAAGGCACGUUUGGAGAUAGACCAACGCGAGACACAAGACGAUGUUACCACGAGUAGGGCUGUUUUCGAGCCCGUACUCAAUGUGGAAGACUUUUUGACCGACGAAGACACUUCGGGCGAGACUUUCCUGUCUUACCUUCCUCUCCCUGAGACACCCAAGUUCUUCCUUGGCGGAACUUGGACGCUGGCCGUAGUGCCAUCCGCGGGGUACACCAGUCCCUCAUCUCGUUCACACCAAUUUUUCGGUGAGCAGCCCACGCGGUCCUUGCGUGGUAAACCCGAGUCGCUCCCGAAUGCAACGACAUCAUACUGGACCAUCGGCGGAAGCCACGGCAAGCUUCCACACAUACACAAACCCGCCACAGCAUCGUUAUCUGUUAGUCCUCCCAUUGUCGAGCAUCAUGCUCCGAUACCUACGAAACGCCGGCUCAACACGGGCGUACACCCCGAUAACGCGGGAGGUUGGAGUCGGUUGUUUGGCCGGCGUAGCCUGUCGACUUCACAUCCAGAUGCCCUCGUUUCACCUGCGUGCCACACGCAUGCGCAAGCAAGUCUUUCUGCGACCGCGCCCCCUCCGUCGCCCGUAGUCAGCGAGGCCUCAAUUGACGACUCCGAUGGAGCUGCAUCGGACAUCUCAACGGAUUCGCCCAUGCUCUCAGGGCACUGCGUCGCCCCAUCCCCCGUGUCCACCUCUCCUGUGUCCACCGUUGGACGGGGUAGUGGGUUCAGUGGCUUGUUCAGUCGGUGGUUCUGAGGACGUCCAGUAUGGAGUGUCAUAUCGGCCGGAUGGACCAUUCUUUGGACUGUAUAUAUGAUAUUGCCAUCGACGUCCUUGGUUCCUAUGAAUACACUGUGAAUCUUUGUAAUCCCGUAGCUGCAGCAUGAAGAGGCUGAGAGA
Messenger RNA from Rhodofomes roseus, 3571 nucleotides. RefSeq lists its product as uncharacterized. The transcript has 10 exons. The record is from RefSeq and is a predicted model, not a curated record. The coding region runs from base 131 to 3427 and encodes 1098 amino acids. NCBI's taxonomy places the organism in Eukaryota, Fungi, Basidiomycota, Agaricomycetes, Polyporales, Fomitopsidaceae.